This is a messenger RNA of Penicillium daleae, 1299 nucleotides long. It is a transcript of the gene pfa4, whose product is annotated as putative palmitoyltransferase with autoacylation activity Pfa4. Gene Ontology annotation, molecular function: protein-cysteine S-palmitoyltransferase activity. The record is from RefSeq and is a predicted model, not a curated record. Gene Ontology annotation, biological process: peptidyl-L-cysteine S-palmitoylation; protein targeting to membrane. The coding region runs from base 1 to 1299 and encodes 432 amino acids. The transcript is spliced from 5 exons. Lineage: Eukaryota; Fungi; Ascomycota; Eurotiomycetes; Eurotiales; Aspergillaceae. Gene Ontology annotation, cellular component: Golgi apparatus; endoplasmic reticulum membrane; endoplasmic reticulum.
AUGCUGAGGGAUGAGUUCACAAUAUCUCAGCUGGCAAUUCCUGCCGUCAGCUUCUUGAUCAGCUUCCUUGCCUACACCUCCCAAUAUUUCUUUCUUCAUUUCGAGUCGGCACCCCUCCUCAAAGAUGAAGCGUGGAAGAUCAACAUAUUUGCGUCAUGCAUUUGGAUCUGCUACUUCCGUGCAUGUUUUGUAAACCCUGGGCGUCUUCCUUCAGGUUCGAAAUCGAGUGGCCUUGAUCAAGCCGAAAAAGACUCUGCCACAGGUCGACACCGGUGGUGCCGUAGAUGCGAAGCUUGCAAACCCCCUCGGGCUCAUCAUUGUAAGACAUGCAAGAGAUGCAUCCCCAAGAUGGAUCACCAUUGUCCUUGGACUUCCAACUGUGUAUCGCAUUUUACAUUCCCCCACUUUAUCCGCUUCCUGUUCUAUGCGGUUGUUGGCAUGGGCUACCUCGAGACCCUUCUUUGGGAACGUGGAUCAAUUGUUUGGAAAAGCAGGGAUCUCCCCAGUUACCUCGGCCCAUCGGUUGGACAGCUCAUUCAUCUUUUCCUCCUAUUCGUCGUGAAUAGCAUGACAGUUUUUGCCCUGUUUAUUCUCCUUGUGCGAAGCCUCUGGUCUCUUGUCUUCAACACCACCACCAUCGAAUCUUGGGAGAUUGAGAGACAUGAAACUCUUGUUCGUCGCGCGCGGGUCCUGGGCGGCUAUCUUGAAGGCCCCGGCGGGAAGAAAAUUCCAAUAAGAAAACAAGAAUUUCCCUAUGACAUUGGGAUCUGGUCGAAUAUCAAGAAUGGCAUGGGUGGGAGUGCUAACAUUAUUAGCUGGUUUUGGCCAUUGGCAGCAACGCCUGAUCGGAUGACUGGGUGGGAAUUUGAAAUAAAUGACUUUGAAGAUCCGGGUGUAUCAUGGCCUCCGCCAGACCCCGAUCGCAUUCCACUACCAGCUGUUUCAUUGGCAGCAGAAGAUGGAUCGGAAUUGCUUAAGACCUACUCCUCUGCCCGAGAGGAGGUUGAGGCAUUUCGUCGUCGCCAAGCGGAGGAUCUUGCCCGCACACGACCCUUUUCUGAAAUUCAGAGACGCAAGCGGUUCCACGAGCGGUACAAGCAGGAGGAUCGCCGAGACAGCGAUGAUGAGCGCGGACCGAGACCUAUAUAUGGCGAUCAAUCUGACGGCGGCGAGGAGUCUUGGCGAAAUGCCGAGGGCGAACGCCUGCAAGAUUUUGGUGUUGAUGAGGAAGCUGAAUUCUACGAUGAGGAUGAUGUCCCUCUGGGAGUUCUCUUGAAGCAGCGCAAUCAAGGCCAAUGA